Drosophila virilis is the source of this 1546-nucleotide messenger RNA. RefSeq names its product arginine methyltransferase 1 (gene Art1). The record is from RefSeq and is a predicted model, not a curated record. Gene Ontology annotation, molecular function: protein-arginine N-methyltransferase activity. Gene Ontology annotation, cellular component: nucleus. Gene Ontology annotation, biological process: peptidyl-arginine methylation. Lineage: Eukaryota; Metazoa; Arthropoda; Insecta; Diptera; Drosophilidae.
CGCGUGUGUUUGGAGGGAAGCAGACUGGUAUCUUAUACAUUUCUUAAUUUCUUUCAGUUGUCGCAAGUCACGCCAAGUAAAAUUAAAAAAAUAUGUCGUCAACAGAUAUAGCAAUGGAGUCGAGUGUCGAGCUCGAGAGCGCGCCCGCGACCGGCCUCAUACCAAUCGGUAUUACUAACUCGAACAAUGUGUUAAAGAAACUAACCCACACCAACGCCAGCGGCGGUGGCACGGCAUCUCCUGGCCCUGGCGAUGCAAGUGGUAAUGCAGACGAGAUGACUUCGAGGGACUAUUAUUUUGACUCGUACGCUCAUUUCGGCAUCCACGAAGAAAUGCUUAAAGACGAAGUCCGGACCGUCACAUACCGUAACGCAAUGUACCAUAACAAGCAUCUUUUCCACGGAAAGACCGUUUUAGAUGUUGGAUGCGGUACUGGAAUACUAUCCAUGUUCGCUGCUAAGGCCGGAGCCGCCAAAGUUAUUGCUGUUGACUGCUCCAAUAUAAUAGAGUUCGCUCGACAAGUGAUUAUUGACAACAAUUUGCAAGACGUAAUUACAGUAGUCAAAGGGAAAAUCGAGGAGAUUGAACUUCCAAAUGGUGUCGAAAAAGUGGACAUUAUUAUUUCAGAAUGGAUGGGGUACUGCCUAUUUUAUGAGUCAAUGCUGGACACGGUGUUGUAUGCGCGCGAUAGAUGGCUAAAGCCGAAUGGUAUGAUGUUUCCUGACAGAGGCACACUCUAUAUCACAGCUAUUGAAGAUCGCCAGUAUAAAGACGAGAAAAUUAAUUGGUGGGAUGAUGUGUAUGGCUUUGAUAUGAGUUGUAUACGCAAGGUGGCGGUUACCGAACCACUCGUUGAUGUUGUGGACCCAAAGCAAGUGGUUUCCACGGCGUGCAUGGUAAAGGAGGUGGAUUUGUACACAGUGCAAAAAGCCGAUUUGAACUUCUCUUCAAAAUUUAAUCUUACUAUCAAGCGUAAUGAUUUUGUGCAAGCUUUGGUCACAUACUUUAACAUUGAAUUCACCAAGUGUCACAAACGUCUUGGAUUCAGCACUUCCCCUGAUUCCACAUAUACACAUUGGAAGCAGACUGUCUUCUAUUUGGAUGAUCACAUAACUGCCAAGAAAAAUGAAGAAAUUAAUGGAACGUUUCAAAUGAAGCCAAAUGAACGCAACAAUCGAGACUUAGAUUUUGUCAUCGAUAUCAAUUUCAAGGGCGAGUUAUCUGAAAUUCAAGAAUCAAAUACAUACCGCAUGCGCUAGAGUAACGCCAUUUUACCAAUGUGGCCUUAAGGCUACUUGCCUUCUUUAGACAGAGGGAAUUUAAUGAUGACUAGACGUAAGAUAUAAUCCAGUGCGAAAUGUGCAACGAAUUUGUGUUGCGUCUUCAACUAAGUUUAAAGUGUACCUUUUUAGUAUACAUUAUAUUUUUACAAGUGUGCGCCUGUUUAAAUUAUGAUUCAAGAAUACUUCUAAGAAAAUUGUACAGUGGCACAUUAAGUCUCACAUAAACAAAAUAAAGUGUGCGGUAAGCACACAAUUUUACUGGA